UGAUCAGUUUUGCACUAUGGGAAAAAAAAGGAUAUUCAACAGCAGCAGCUCAUCAGGAAUGGAAGAAGAAGUGUGAGGCUGAAUGGAGUCUGCAGGGCGGACCGAUGCCCGACAGCGUAGACUGGAAGUCCGUGUAUGAAGCCAAGCCUCUGGGGAGAAACCUCCUGAAGAACCCUUCUCCUCACGGGUUGAGUAAGGACACCCCUCCACCUGAACCUGACCGGCCCGAAGUGCCCUCACGUGGGCCUCCACGUUUCCAGCCUGAUGGUGACUUCACCGGCUGGACCACCAACACAGAGAUCCUCCCCUAUGACACCAGUGGCAUCCCAGAAGGUGUUGUGGUGUGUCAUUUGCCUCAGUUCAGCUGGUUUACCAUGGAGCAGGUGCUGGACCUAAAGCAAGAGGGACUGUGGAAUGAGCUGAUGGAUGAGUUUCAGCCUGAAAUAGUGAUCCAAGACUGGUAUGAGGAGACUCAGCUGCAUGCAUCCAUCUACCAGCUGCAUGUAAAGUUACUGGGUGCAGACAAAACCACAGUGAUUUCAGAACACACUGUCAACCCCACUGAGCAGCUCAGCAACUACUCACACACAUGGAAGGAAGUGUCGCAUGUGUUCUCUGGCUAUGGACCAGGGGUGAGAUACGUUCACUUCAUGCACAGACUGAAGAACGAGUUCAUGAUGGAGUUCUACCCCACACUGUUCACUGGCAGCUCAGUCAUUGUCAGACCAACCAAAACCAGUUCCUAGGCUGAAACAGGGAAUGAUGCGAGUUGCAAUGUAGACAUAGUAGCUUACUCUACUAACCUGAUCAACACAUAGCUGCUUUUAGACUGGUUGUUGGACUGGUUACAAGGUGUGCAAUAAUUAUUUUUGUAUCUAAUUUUUAAUGCUGAUUGUUGGGGUUGAUUGUUCUUUGGGAGCCUUGAAUUAGUUUGGUGAAAUAAUAAAAUACAUUUUCUAAUUCCACAGUUUAUUUCUUUAAAGCAGUGAAUCCUCAGCUUGAAAAUCUCACCAAGAACACUAACAUGCAUGAAAUGAGCCUACAGUAUGCAAACACCAUCUAUGCACUCAGUGGGUAUUUCAGUCAGUAUAUAUUAUAAAAUAUAAAUGUUGGGUCCUGGACUGUGGGGGAUGAUCCUGUCCUAAAUGACUCAAAAGCCAUGAAUCAUCACAAAGAAGGAAAGCCCAUUGUAAAGGAAUCUUCUGUGCUCUCAUUUUUAUUUCUCAAGUUACACUUUGUAAUAAGGUAGCCUUUAUAGACACAUAACACAAAACAUUUAUUUUUUAUCUU
Messenger RNA from Scomber scombrus (Atlantic mackerel), 1290 nucleotides. It is a transcript of the gene nccrp1, whose product is annotated as P1, F-box associated domain containing. Gene Ontology annotation, molecular function: ubiquitin protein ligase activity. Gene Ontology annotation, cellular component: cytoplasm; SCF ubiquitin ligase complex. The coding region runs from base 105 to 746 and encodes 213 amino acids. The transcript has 7 exons. The record is from RefSeq and is a predicted model, not a curated record. Gene Ontology annotation, biological process: SCF-dependent proteasomal ubiquitin-dependent protein catabolic process; glycoprotein catabolic process. Lineage: Eukaryota; Metazoa; Chordata; Actinopteri; Scombriformes; Scombridae.